Molecule: messenger RNA, 1594 nt
Organism: Pistacia vera
Lineage: Eukaryota; Viridiplantae; Streptophyta; Magnoliopsida; Sapindales; Anacardiaceae
Product: protein COFACTOR ASSEMBLY OF COMPLEX C SUBUNIT B CCB1, chloroplastic-like
Exons: 4
Coding region: 54-854 (266 amino acids)
Source: RefSeq, a predicted model, not a curated record
AAAUACUUGGCCUAAAAACAAAACAGUUGCUGAGUGAGUUCCUGUAAACUGAAAUGGCAGCAAAAAUAUUAUCACCAAAUCCACAGCUUCUCUGUUCCUUUUCUCUUCGUUCAAAACUUAGUUUCAGAGAGGUGAGGCAGCAGCAAUCAUGGCUGAGGACAGCUACAAAACCCAAGAGACAGGUGGUGGUUGGUGUGUCCAUUCAAGAACCUCUCGUAUCUACUCUUGUGGAAAACAUCAGCAAUUACCACCAAAACACUGAGCCAUUUUAUUUAAUAGCUGACAGUGCAGUGGGCUAUUCUUUGGCUAGCUACUACACUUCUCUUGGUUUAUUUGUCAUAUCUGUUCCUGGUCUCUGGUCUCUCAUCAAACGUUCGGUUAAAUCCAAGAUAGUGCAAAAGACAUUUAUAGGAGAAGGGGAAAGUAUGAAGGCACCGAAUCAGGUCGCCGGGGAGAUCUUAUCUUUCUUUACUCGCAAUAAUUUUGUGGUCACUGAUAGAGGAGAGACUGUAACGUUUGAAGGAAUGAUGGUUCCGAGCCGAGGCCAAGCAGCAUUGCUCACAUUCUGCACUUGCAUUAGCUUGGCAAGUGUUGCCCUUGUGCUUACCAUAACCUAUCCGGAUAUCGGCAAUAACUGGUUCUGGAUCACCAUCCUCAGUCCACUAGCGGGAGCAUAUUACUGGAAACGAGCAUCAAGAAAAGAGCAAAUUAAGGUUAAAUUGCUGGUUGCCGACGAUGGUACCCUGUCCGAGAUCGUUGUCCAAGGAGAUGACCAGCAAGUAGACCAGAUGAGGAAAGAGCUUCAGCUUAGUGAAAAAGGCAUGGUAUACGUUAAGGGCAUCUUUGAGAGAUGAUAUUUGAUCGCUGAAAAGGCUAUUCAAUUUUUCAGUUGGGCUUGUGCUAUGCAAUCAUAAUACGAACUUAUAAGGGAGCACAGCAAAUUGAGUAUCAACGGAAAUAGUUAUUAACGGUGUCCUUUUAAUGGAGAUGAGCCUAGAACCAGGAUUGUUUUGUGUUUUGUAUUUCCCGGAAAUUUUGAGAUGCAUAUGCUCUUAAAUGCAUAAUAUGAUUUUGCUCUUGUAACCUGAAAAAGUUUCAAUUCUUACAGAUUGAUUAUCAUCAUCAAUUUGAAUCUUUACGUUCAUUUUCAACUCAGCUUGGUUGCAAACAAACAUGCCUGUUCAAAAGGUACGGAAGAGACUUGCCCUCUACCAACAAUGGUAGCAUACAAAUGCAACGAGGGCAUAGCAAAGAUCCCAAGAUGUUACAAGAUGCAGCCCAUUGCGAGAUACUAAUUGAUGAUUGAAAGAAAGAAGAAAAGCAAGUUGCUCUCUUGAGACCUAGCCAACAACGGCUUUAGACAGAAACCUUGAGUCAUGCAAAUGCAGACAUGUGUAUAUGUAUUUAAAAGGUAAUGUUAUCUGUACAAACUCGAGUUUGUACAAACUGAUGUGACAUGUCACAAAACAUAUCAUAUGACAUUAGGAUCCAUGUAACUUAAUAUUUAAACUCUCAUGUGACGUGACACUCACAUAAUGUGUCACGUCACUUUGUAUAAAGAACUUGUACAAAUAGUUUUACCCGUGUGUUUAAA